Messenger RNA from Helobdella robusta, 943 nucleotides. RefSeq lists its product as hypothetical. The record is from RefSeq and is a predicted model, not a curated record. Gene Ontology annotation, molecular function: wide pore channel activity. Lineage: Eukaryota; Metazoa; Annelida; Clitellata; Rhynchobdellida; Glossiphoniidae. The transcript is spliced from 6 exons. Gene Ontology annotation, cellular component: membrane. The annotation marks the transcript as partial.
AUGGCAAAUGAUUUUUUAAAGCGAAAUUCCUUUGACAUUAGUGUGGAUAAAGUUUCUGAACAAAAUGAAAUCAAAAAAAAUUCAUCUGAUCUUGAACUUUUAAGAGCCAAAUUUGAUUUGAUUGAAACGGACAGAAGAGCUUUAGUGCAUUGGUAUAUAAAUUUAGCUUUCGUGAACAAAAAAUUGGUAAUUGUGAACGAUGUGCUAUAUGGAGCUGUACUAAUAAAUAAAUCUGAAGUAAUGGAUUCAGCUUUGUCAAAUCGGCAUUUGAUGGAGGCAGAUGAGGUCAUAACGUUAUUUAGUUUUUUAGAAGUGGCCAACACCUUAAAAAUGUCGGGAAACACAGACUUACACAAAAAAAGCAAAUAUUGCAUAUUCAAGAAGGGCAAAUGUCCUUUGAUGUUCAAAGAUGGGUGGAUAUAUUGGGACGAUGGUGGUUCUUGGCUUUGGACAACUACGCAGAUGUCAUCAGGUACGUUACCGGAUGGCACUUUUAAUCGCAAUACAAAAAUUGAAUAUUGUUGCCGUGUCGAUGGUCAAGCCAGUGUUCCAAUAAUCUUACCGACGCAACAACCGUUCUACUUGCUACAGUAUGGAGACACCUGUCAAGAGGUUCAAGAUAUGCUGGUACGAGAAGAGUGGUUGUAUUGGGUGGAUGAAUGGGUGAUGAAUUAUAACAAAGCUGAAGGUUUCCAUCCACGCAUCAUCAGAAACCCAAAAUAUACAACACUUCUCUACUAUUGCUAUUACUAUUCUAUUUCUGGCACCGAUCCCACCGACCCUAGAUUGAGCUCAUAUUUACAACGCAACAACAAAUUUAAAAAUUCAAACAACUCUAAUUACAGUUUUGGUUGGCAGACAUUUCUGACAAUAUUUUAUGUUACCGCAGCAGUUACAGGCAUGAUUUUUCUACUGGCCAUACUGUUAGCAGGAGGUCAAAGAU